This is a messenger RNA of Nerophis ophidion (straightnose pipefish), 3021 nucleotides long. Its product is annotated as zinc finger protein 180-like. Lineage: Eukaryota; Metazoa; Chordata; Actinopteri; Syngnathiformes; Syngnathidae. Gene Ontology annotation, molecular function: RNA polymerase II cis-regulatory region sequence-specific DNA binding; DNA-binding transcription factor activity, RNA polymerase II-specific. The record is from RefSeq and is a predicted model, not a curated record. Gene Ontology annotation, cellular component: nucleus. The transcript is spliced from 2 exons. Gene Ontology annotation, biological process: regulation of transcription by RNA polymerase II. The coding region runs from base 725 to 2923 and encodes 732 amino acids.
UUUCUCUCGCGAGAUCUGACAACACUGCGCGUGAACUGAGCGGGACCAAGAAAAACAAAAUGGCGUUUGGUACGAAAAGACGUUAUUGUGGUUUAUUAUAUUGAUUUUUUUCAUAAACUCCACGUACACGUACACAUAUGUGUUUUUAUAGAGUAAACGUCGUUAAUAAUUGUUUGGUUCUGGAGACUUUAGUUCAAGCGCACCUCGUUGCUGCCCGUACUAGCUUAGCUCGGUAGUUAGCUUAGCUUGUUAGCUGCUAACAAAGACAGGCGGAAGUGAUCUAAACACAUCGUUAAGCAGAGAUCAAGUGUGAGUGUAAAGUGUUGUGAUUGUGUGAAAAUGUGCGAAAGAACGACAGCAGAGUACGAGGAGGAACUUUGUCCAACAAAAGCGACAACAUUGUCUAUUUUUUUGGCGCGCUAACUAGCUUAGCAUGCUAGUUAGCUUAGCUUGUCAGCUGCUAACAAAGCGAGGCGGAAGUGAUCUAAACACAUCGCUUAGUUAAGAUCAAGUGUGAGUGUAAAGUGUUGUGAUUGUGUGAAAAUGCGAAAGAACGACUGCAGAGUACGAGGAGGAACUUUGUCCAACAAAAGCGACAACGUCGUCUAGUUUUUUUUAGCGCGCUAACUAGCUUACCUUGUUAGCUGCUAACAAAGAGAGGCGGAAGUGAUCUAAAUACAUGGCUUAGUUAAGAUCAAGUGUGAGUGUAAAUUGUUGUGUGAAAAUGUGCGAAAGAACAAUGGCAGAGUACAAAGAGGAACUUUCUGGAACCAAACUACUGGACGCUGUUGCCAAGAAACAUCAAGUUGUGUCACACAGAACAGACGUCUGGGAAGAAUAUGGUCUCCCUGAGCAGCAAGGGCGGCGCUUCAGGAUGGAGCAGGAGGGGCCACAGCCCUCCCGCUUUAAAGAGAGCCCGCUGACCCCCCACGUUAAAGAAGAAGAGGAGGCACCGCAGCCCCCUCCCAUUAAAGACGAAGAGGAGGAACACAGCAUCAGUCAGGAGUUCCCAGUGAUUGUUGUCACUCAACUUGUUGAGCAUCUUGAAGGACUGGAGGAGGUUGAUGUCACCAAGAUGCCAGUGACUGGUGUCCCUGUGACGAGUGAGGAUGACGAUGAGCAUCUUCCUGAGCAGCAGAAGUGGAGCUUCAGGAUGGCGACGGAGGUGCCACAUCCCUCCCACAUUAAGGAGGAAGAUGCGGCGCUACAGACCCUGCACAUUAAAAAGGAAGAGGAGGAACACAGCACAGUGACUGGUGUCCCUGUGACGAGUGAGGAGGACGAUGAGCAUCUUCCUGAGCAGCAGAAGUGGAGCUUCAGGAUGGCGACGGAGGUGCCACAUCCCUCCCACAUUAAGGAGGAAGAUGCGGCGCUACAGACCCUGCACAUUAAAAAGGAAGAGGAGGAACACAGCACAGUGACUGGUGUCCCUGUGACGAGGGAGGAGGACGAUGAGCAUCUUCCUGAGCAGCAGAAGUGGAGCUUCAGGAUGGCAACGAAGGAGCCACAUCCCUCCCACAUUAAGGAGGAAGAUGCGGCGCUACAGACCUUGCGCAUUAAAAAGGAAGAGGAGGAACACAGCACAGUGACUGGUGUCCCUGUGACGAGUGAGGAUGAUGAUGAGCAUCUUCCUGAGCAGCAGAAGUGGAGCUUCAGGAUGGCGACGGAGGUGCCACAUCCCUCCCACAUUAAGGAGGAAGAUGCGGCGCUACAGACCCUGCACAUUAAAAAGGAAGAGGAGGAACACAGCACAGUGACUGGUGUCCCUGUGACGAGUGAGGAUGAUGAUGAGCAUCUUCCUGAGCAGCAGAAGUGGAGCUUCCGGAUGGCGACGGAGGUGCCACAUCCCUCCCACAUUAAGGAGGAAGAUGCGGCGCUACAGACCCUGCACAUUAAAAAGGAAGAGGAGGAACACAGCACAGUGACUGGUGUCCCUGUGACGAGUGAGGAUGAUGAUGAGCAUCUUCCUGAGCAGCAGAAGUGGAGCUUCAGGAUGGCAACGAAGGAGCCACAUCCCUCCCACAUUAAGGAGGAAGAUGCGGCGCUACAGACCUUGCGCAUUAAAAAGGAAGAGGAGGAACACAGCACAGUGACUGGUGUCCCUGUGACGAGUGAGGAUGAUGAUGAGCACCUUCCUGAGCAGCAGAAGUGGAGCUUCAGGAUGGCGACGGAGGUGCCACAUCCCUCCCACAUUAAGGAGGAAGAUGCGGCGCUACAGACCCUGCACAUUAAAAAGGAAGAGGAGGAACACAGCACAGUGACUGGUGUCCCUGUGACGAGUGAAGGUGAUGGGGUCAAAAGUGAAAGUGAGGGGAAGAGAGAGGCGGGUGAUGAAGACUCUAAAGAUGACAAAGCACGCUUCAAAUGUUCUCACUGCGACAAAACCUUCAGGUUCCGUUGCGCUCUAACAACGCACGUGCGAAAACACACCGGAGAAAGACCAUUCGUGUGCUCAGUUUGCAGCGGGAGAUUCUCUACCAAGUCCAAUUUGGAAAAGCACAAAACGGUACACACCGGGGAAAAACCUUUCAUCUGUUCAGUCUGCUUUAAGGGUUUCAGACUGAGACAGGACUGGAAAGCCCACAUGAGAACACACACAGGCGAGAAAGCCUUCAGUUGCAGUGUUUGUGGUGAAAGAUUCUCUUCCAAGUACCAGUGGAAGAAACACAAGUGUGCUGGUGAGAACUGCGGCAGUCAGGGGGGCACCGGGACUCAGACGUGCCAGCCCACCCAGGGUUGCUGGUUCGUAACAGGCUUCCAUCAUCCGAGUCCCAGUGUCCAGACUUUGUACGCAACCGCUGGGCCCCCUGGUGCUCUCGGUGUCGGGGGUCAACUCCUACUCUUGCCGGUGAAACAAAAAGCUCCGGUCCACGAGGAGGACCUGAUGUUUUUAAUUUGCUCAACAGCAUCAGUGUUAGAGUAAUUGUUUCUAAGUCAUCACAAAAAACUAUGUGUUACAUUAAAGGGGAACAUUAUCACGAUUUCAAAAGGGUUGAAAACAAUAAAAAUCAGUUCCUAGUA